GGAUGGCACACUUAGGAUGUUGUGUAAGCUGCCGAUUGUCCUUGCCAUGCUUUGGUGUUUACUGUGCUGUGCCUGUUAGGCGUUUUGGUCCAAAUCGUCCAAGUUCUGAGUUCUGCGGCAGUGCGAAGCAUGGCGGUGAUUUCGUCUAUGCCAUCAUCUCCUCCAAAGCCGACCGGGCUUAAGGUGAAGGUGCGCCCAGACAAGAGCUUUGAGAUUCACUGGCAAGCAGAGGGGGGGGCCUCUCUCUUCGAGUUGACGAUCACUUACACUCCGUUUGAGGGUCCUAUGUUUCAGCCCAGCCACUCAAAUGUGCAGCAAGUCGAGGGCUUUCAAACACAUGUGCCGCAUCCACACACACUUAGCAAAGCACAAGCUUGGGUUGUGAAGAUCAGUCUGAAGGCCAAGUCCGACGGCUCUUGGAGUGAUGCAGUUGAGUAUCAGAUUGCUUGGGAGGACGAGCUUUCUGACCAGGAAACCAGAAAAGACUUGAAUGAGAGGAUUGAAAGCUUUUUGAAGAAAGACCUUUGUGAUUUCAUGAAAAGCAAAAAUGACCACCCAAAGAUUCUUGUCCUUGGCCCCCAGCACCACGGCAAGUCUUCCUUUGUCAAUCAUGCUUACCGCUGCCUCCAUGCUGACUUGGAUGUCAGUGACCAGUUGGACCAAGCACCAGCUGGUCCUGAGGAGAAGACACUUGCAACGAAGAGCCUCCAGCUUGAUGUGAGUCACUCACAAGUGACUUUCAUUGACAACCCUGCUUUUGCUACCAUGAGUGAUGAGACGCAGGGAAAGCUUCAGACUUUGCUGUCAAGUGGGCAUUGUGAUGGCCUGCGACGGCAGGAUAUGGGGCGAGCCGAGGGCAGCUGGUUCAGCAGACCUCCCCAUGCAGCCAUCGUAGUGAUGUCACUGUGCCACUGGCGGGAGGAACGCGAGGAGAUGGCAAGCUACUUGCAGAAAAUCGCCGGGGUUCUGAAGACGGCUUCGGCAGGCACUGUGGAGUUUCCCUAUGUCGUUGCCGCCACCCACUGCGAUGAGUUCUUGAAGGAUUGUCAGAAAGAGGAUCCACGGGAUGAACUUGAGAAGGCUCUCGAGGGAAUCAAAAGGUCUGCCUCCACGAGCCACGUCUAUGCCAUCACGAACUACAUGCAAGGCAGCAUGGGAAGUGCUCGCAACAACAAGGCCACCUUCGACCUACUUAUCCAGCUCCUCGCCAAGGCAAAUCAUGAGAACACUGGAAAAAACAGGAUCGUCUUUGCAGUCUUGUGGCAUGUGGCGACAGCAUGGGGAACAGGAAAACAGGUUGUUGCCCUUCCGUAUACUUUGAUGAAAACUGCCACAGCAGUCCUUGGUUGGGUUGGACAAUGGAUCUUCCGGAAAGUCUUCACCCAGAGAAGGGAGCUUGAACGUGGAGCAAAAUGAGGGUCGGAAGUAGAGCUGUGCUCUUCUCUGAUCUUCUACAGUUGUAGUACAACUGCAAAGGCUCCCAGCACUUGGGCUAUACCUACUGCACUCGUCCCAACAGAGGCACUGGUGCCGACAGACAGUAGACGUCUACAGUUCCCUUGCCCACACGUGCGACAGGCAUACCGGUCACGAAAAGGAUCAUUCGAAGAGCCGCCGCCGCCACAUCCUCCACCGCUGCUGCUGUCUUCGGAC
Molecule: messenger RNA, 1653 nt
Organism: Durusdinium trenchii
Lineage: Eukaryota; Dinophyceae; Suessiales; Symbiodiniaceae
Source: the annotation of a GenBank genome assembly